Molecule: messenger RNA, 497 nt
Organism: Cylindrotheca closterium
Lineage: Eukaryota; Bacillariophyta; Bacillariophyceae; Bacillariales; Bacillariaceae
Source: the annotation of a GenBank genome assembly
AUGGUAAAUCAGGCCAAGCUUCGAUCGUUCCGUACUGCACCCAGGUACAUGUAUGGAUUCGAAAUCCCGAAGGACUACAAUGAUGCUCUUCGUCUGGAUCGGAUCCAUGGCAAUACUAAGUGGCACGACUGUACGAAGUUGGAAAUGGACCAACUUGCCAAAUAUAAAGUGUUUGUAGAUAUUGGCAAGGGAACUCCAAUUCCAAAGGGAUUCCAAAAGAUCCGAGUUCACCUUGUGUACGCCUGCAAACAUGACGGCAGACACAAAGCCCAACUUGUGGCAGAUGGCCACCUGACUUCGGUACCCGUCGAUAGUGUAUACUCCGGCGUGGUUUCCAUUAGAGGCCUGAAGCUAAUGAUCUUCCUUGCCAAACUAAACGACCUGGACCUAUGGGCUACAGAUAUUGGUAAUGCCUACCUAGAAGCUUAUACUAGUGAGAGAGUAGCUAUUGUAGCAGGACCAGAGUUUGGGGAGCUAGAAGGACACACACUUCUUGU